AUGGGUGGGAUGCAACUUGCUCAUCUCUCUCUGCUGCACCCAUCGUUAUUCGAAGGUCUUGUCUUGAUUGAUCCUGUGAUUGAGCGCGGACAGGCCGGGCGCAAAUUCGCCCAGGCGUCCACGUACCGACGAGACCUAUGGUCCUCCCGUCCACAAGCAAUCGGGAAAUUCCAGACCAGUCCGUUCUACCAGACAUGGGAUCCCCGCGUGUUCGCGAAAUGGGUCCAACACGGACUUCGGGACCUUCCCACGCCACUAUACCCCAUUUCCAAGGAAACUGGGCCGUCCGCCGUGACCUUGAUUACGACGAAGGCACAAGAGCUUUUCUACUACAUGCGAUCGUCAUACCUCGACGAGCGAUCCGGUCUCCCUCGCGGCUAUCCCGAAGAAGAAAUGCAUCCCGACGACGUCGAUAAAACCUAUCCAUUCUAUCGCUCCGAGCCCGCGUGGAUGUUCCGGCGGUUGCCGGAGUUGAAGCCCGCUGUUCUGUAUCUAUUCGGAGAUCAAUCGGACGUAUCUUCGCCGAAGGUCCGUCGAGCGAAGAUGAAGAUUACGGGCACGGGCGUCGGAGGCAGUGGCGGCGCGGCUCGGGGACUGGUGCAAGAGGUCGUUCUUCCUUGCGGUCAUAUGGUUCCCAUGGAGCGGGUCCGGGAAAGUGCCGACGCCAGUGCUUCCUUCAUCGCCGCUGGGUUAUCGGCUUGGGAGUGGAAAGUUUUCCGGUUUCGCGAGGCCUGGGAGCGAGUGCCCCAUCAGGAACGGGUCAGCGCUGAUCGGCAAUGGGAGAGGGAAAUCGGUGCUUUGCCUAGAAGGUCGAAGAUAUGA
Molecule: messenger RNA, 822 nt
Organism: Aspergillus japonicus CBS 114.51
Lineage: Eukaryota; Fungi; Ascomycota; Eurotiomycetes; Eurotiales; Aspergillaceae
Product: putative toxin biosynthesis protein
Exons: 2
Coding region: 1-822 (273 amino acids)
Source: RefSeq, a predicted model, not a curated record